Molecule: messenger RNA, 420 nt
Organism: Lactuca saligna
Lineage: Eukaryota; Viridiplantae; Streptophyta; Magnoliopsida; Asterales; Asteraceae
Source: the annotation of a GenBank genome assembly
AUGGCAUCAUCUGCGAUUAAGCAUGUCGAAGAUCACCACCGGCAUUCAUCUUCCGCAAGGGACUUACUGGGGGGAUGCUGUAAUCUUGUGAACGAGCAUGGACCAGUGACAAUCGAACAUGUGUUAUUGGUGUUGAGAGAGAUAAAAGACGAGAGAGAAUCACGAUUUUGGGGGUUGUUUAAUUUCUUUGAUGCAUCAAACGCAGGGUACUUGGAUUUUGUUCAGAUCAAGGUAGGGCUAUCGGCGAUGCAAAUUUCGAAGGAUUACAAGUACGUGAAAGAGUUACUUAGGGUUUGCGAUGCAAAUAGGGAUGGAAGAGUUGAUUAUCAGGAGUUCAGAAGGUACAUGGAUGACAAGGAGCUUGAGCUUUAUCGUAUUUUCCAAUCCAUUUAUGUCGAACAUAAUGGUUGCAUUUUAUAG